UGUGUUUCCGGGGAAAUCUGUUGCAACCGGCAUCGUGUGACAUGUAAUUCCAGUCUGUUCGUCAGUAUUACUGGAGUAUAUAAAUAACAUCAUUUAAGAUCAAGAUAAUACAAUUGAACUAGGUUAACUACUGCAGGUUUGAGAUAUUUUACCAAAAUGUCGGAACCUGCGGCACCACCUCCGGCCGGUGGAGACACCACAGAUGGUAUGCCGAAAGUAAAAACUGAAAAAGAACUAAAAAAGGAGAGAGCGAAACAAGAGAAAUUGGAAAAGUUUAAAGCCAAACAAGAAAAGCUUAAACAACAGCAAGAAAAGGAGAAGGGCAAACCGAAAGAGGAUGAGAAGAAAAAAGAACCAAAAAAGGAGAAAGCUACAAUAACAUAUAACAAGCCAACCAAACCAGGGGAGAAAAAAGAUAUAUCCGGUGACAUGCCAGAUUCCUACAGUCCCCAUUAUGUGGAGGCAGCAUGGUAUGAGUGGUGGAAUGGUCAGGGCUUCUUCAAACCAGAAUAUGGGGGUCGUGACAUCAACAGUGUGCCAUAUGAGGAUAAGUUUGUAAUCGUGAUUCCUCCCCCAAAUGUCACAGGUUCCCUCCAUCUGGGACACGCACUCACUACAGCAGUAGAGGACUGUAUUGUAAGAUGGAAUCGAAUGAAUGGGAAGAUGACGUUAUGGAACCCAGGCUGUGACCAUGCAGGAAUUGCCACACAAGUUAUGGUAGAAAAGAAGAUCAAGAGAGAAAGAAAUCUUACACGACAUGACCUGGGCCGGGAGAAAUUUGUGGACGAAGUAUGGAAGUGGAAAAAUGAGAAAGGAGACCGUAUAUACCACCAGUUGAGGAAGCUUGGUGGCUCCUACGACUGGGAAAGAGCCUGCUUCACCAUGGAUCCUAAAUUGGUGCGGGCAGUACAGGAAGCAUUCAUACAAUUACAUGAAAAAGGACUGAUUUACCGUAGUGUACGCCUUGUAAACUGGUCCUGUACACUCAAUUCAGCCAUCUCAGAAAUCGAGGUAGACAAGAAGGAAAUACCUGGUCGUACCAUGUUACCUGUAGCUGGGUACAAAGAAAAGAUUGAGUUUGGUGUGAUUGUGUCAUUUGCCUAUCCAGUAGAAGGCUCAGAUGAGGAGAUUGUUGUGGCUACCACUCGUAUUGAGACAAUGCUGGGUGAUACAGGUGUGGCCGUCCAUCCUGAGGAUGACCGAUACAAACACCUACAUGGCAGGUUUGUCACUCAUCCUUUCAUCGACAGACGUAUGCCCAUCGUCCUAGACGACUUUGUAGAUAGGAACUUCGGAACAGGUGCUGUGAAGAUUACACCUGCCCAUGACCACAAUGAUUAUGAGGUUGGGGUACGCCACAACAUGCCUUUUCUCACCAUUAUAGAUGACAAGGGCAACAUGACACCAGAUUGUGGAGAAUUUGCUGGUAUGAGGAGAUUUGAUGCACGAUUAGCUGUUCUGGAAGGCCUCAAAAAAAAAGGUCUCUAUAGGGAGACCAAAGAAAAUCCUAUGGUUGUACCUAUCUGUAGCCGCUCCAAAGAUGUGAUAGAGCCCCUACUCAAGCCCCAGUGGUAUGUCAGUAUGCAGUCCAUGGCUGACAAGGCAGUUAAGGCCGUGAGAGAAGGGGAGCUGAAACUCAUCCCAGACAUGCAUGAGAAAACCUGGUACCACUGGCUGGAAAACUCCAGGGAUUGGUGCAUAUCCAGACAGCUGUGGUGGGGGCAUCGCAUACCCGCUUAUUUCAUCACCGUUGAUGACCAAUCUGUUCCUCCAGGGGAGGACACUGACGAAAAGUACUGGGUGAGCGGGCGAUCCGAGGAGGAAGUCCGACAGAAAGCUGCAGAACGUUUCAAGGUCAGCGAGGACAAAAUAUCUCUCAAACAAGACGAGGAUGUGUUGGAUACGUGGUUCUCGUCAGGAAUAUUUCCAUUCUCCAUCUUUGGAUGGCCAGAAAAGACCCCUGAACUACAAGCAUUUUACCCUGGCGCACUGCUGGAGACUGGCCAUGACAUCCUCUUCUUCUGGGUAGCUCGUAUGGUCACCAUGGGCUUGGAGUUAAUGGGUCAGCUUCCAUUUAAAGAGGUGUAUCUCCAUGCGAUGGUGAGGGAUGCUCAUGGAAGGAAAAUGUCUAAAUCUCUAGGCAACGUCAUUGAUCCAAUCGAUGUAAUCCACGGGAUCACCCUGGAAGAGCUACACAAGAGACUGGAAGAUGGAAACUUAGAAAAGAAGGAAAUCGCCAAGGCUCAGGAGGGACAGAAAGCAGACUACCCUAAUGGUAUACCAGAGUGUGGAACAGAUGCCCUCAGAUUUGCACUAUUAGCCUACACAGCUCAAGGUCGUGAUAUCAACCUGGACGUCCUCCGUGUCCAGGGAUACCGAUUCUUCUGUAACAAGUUGUGGAAUGCCACCAAGUUUGCUCUCGGAGCCCUGGGGGAAAACUUCAAACCCAACGCCACUCGACAGUUGUCGGGUAAAGAGAAGGAGAUGGACCGUUGGAUCCUCAGUCGACUCUCCUAUGCUGUAGACCAGUGUGGAUAUGGAUUCCGUAGCUAUGACUUUCCUGCUGUCACUACCUGUUGUUACAACUUCUGGUUGUACGAACUCUGUGAUUGGUAUUUAGAGAACUCGAAGCCAGUAAUCUAUGGUACUGAUGAGGAGGCUAAAGACUGUACACGUCAGGUCCUGUAUUCCUGCUUGGAGGCGGGUCUCCUCCUACUCCACCCUCUCAUGCCGUUCAUCUCAGAGGAGCUGUACCAGCGGUUGCCACGACGAACUCCUUCAGAACCACCCAGUAUAUGUAUUACACUAUAUCCAAAGUCAGGAAAUUACCAAGACCGUAACUCUGACUUGGAGAAGGAGGUAGAAUUUGUCCAGAAUGUCAUCAAGAGUAUCCGUUCAAUGAGAUCAGAUUACAACUUAACCAACAAAAACAAGGCUGAUGUUUACCUGAAAUGUGUGGAGCAGGAAGAUGCGACAAUGCUGGGUCGCUAUAGCAACCUGAUUCAGACAAUGACCAACUCAUCCUCCAUUUCCAUUCUGAUGGGUGAUGAUCCCCCCGAUGGCUGCUGUGUACAAACUGUCUCUGCCAAGUGUGAAAGUCAUCUGAUGCUCAAGGGACUCAUUGACCCAAGUAAGGAGCGUAGCAAGUUAGAUGGAAAGAAGAACAAGCUAAACUCACAACUACAGAAGCUCACAGAAGCCUCUAAAAAACCUGACUACACCAGCAAAGUUCCACAGGAAAUCAGGGACCAGAACUCUGAAAAGAUGACAGAGAUUUCUGUAGAAAUAGAGAAACUGACCAAAGCUAUGGAAACGCUUGGAAAACUGUGAGAAAUCCUUACAGUAGACAUCUACUAUUAUGUGGAUCAGUUAUUUGAUGAGAAUACAAAUCUGGUGAAUGGGUUAUAAACUGUUCAUGUUGAAGAGCACUACAAACAGUCAUGAACUGAAGAUAAAUUUUCUAAAAAGUUUAGGAGGAUAUGGAAUGGCGAAUAAAGCAGUUUUAAUCUCUCUUGUUAAGAAUCUGUAUGUACAAUGAAGAUUUUUACAGACUGUGAAUGCUGGUAAAUGAUUUUGUCUCAGGAUUAACACACCUAGAACCAGAGAGGAGCCACAGAAUGGCUGUGUUGUACUCCAAUGUUCUGUGAGAUCAUGUUAUAUUGUUAUUUAUUUACCAAUACACUUUGUAGUGUCUGAAGUACUUCCAUUCCUCUAUACCACCCAGUUUUGACCUUCAAUUUGAAGGUGGUGUCAAGGUCGGUAGAGGCUGGGAAGUAUUUGUCAUCAUACAGCUUGCUUCCUGAUCUAGGAUACUUGAUGCCUGUGUACAGUAUGUUUUAAUGUUUAUAAUUCAUAAAUAAUUCAAUUCUCAUUACACCCUACAAAACUAUAUCAACUGAAUUGUUUAAACUUUCAGACCAAAAUAGUUUUGGCUUUAUGCGGGUAUAAGGUAAUAAUUUUCUAGGUCUGGCAUAUGGGUCCUCAACAACAAACUAUAGCAGAUAACAUGUUAGGUUUGGAGACAUGCUUGUAGCACUUGUCAAUGUUCCCUGAAUGCUGGUUAUCCACCAAGGGUGAGAUCAGUAGAAUCUUUCACCCCCUUGGGGGUGAGACAGGGGAAUCUCAACUUGAGGGGAAGAUUCUUAAGGUGCCAAACACGAGGCUUGCCGAGUGUUUGGCAGCUGAAUUAUCUUACCCCGAGGGUUGAGAUUCCCCUGUCUCACGUCCAUGGGGGUGAAUGAUUAUUUUUCUCUUACCCUGUUUACCCUUUUCUGUAUCUAUUUAUUGAUUCAAUUCAAGGAAAUGUCGACGUGACGUGAUUGAAUUGUCGACAUGACAUCAAUGUAUUGUUGACGUGACAAAAUGCAAUUGUUGAGAACGUGAAAAGAGCAUGUGUAGCUUGUCUUUUCCCUAGGGUGAGAUAAGAAAAUCUCACCCCGGUAAAACUGCAGAUAUCCCUGUCCAGUGUAAGAGAAAUCUUAGUCCAGUGUGGUAGAAUAAGAGAAAUCUUAGUCCAGUGAGGUAGAAUAAGAGAAAUCUUGGUCCAGUGAGGUAGAAUAAGAGAAAUCUUAGUCCAGUGAGGUAGAAUAAGAGAAAUCUUGGUCCAGUGAGGUAGAAUAAGAGAAAUCUUAGUCCAGUGUGGUAGAAUAAGAGAAAUCUUGGUCCAGUGAGGUAGAAAAGUAUCUCCACUAGAGUUAGGACCCCAGUCUGUCCUACCCACGGAGCUUAUGACCUGUUUUCUCAAAUCUAAGUGUGUAAGGUUAUACAUCACCGCCUGAUACUUUCCACUAUUUACAACUUAAGCUUUUAUUAUCUAUAUAUGGAGAGUACACUUAGUACCUAUAUAUGGAGAGUACACUUAGUAUCUAUAUAUGGAGAGAGUACACUUAGUACCUAUAUAUAUAGAGUACACCAGUUUGUAAUCACACGAUAUAUAAGUACCUCUGUUAGGUAUUGAACUAGUGACCCCAGACUACUUGCUGAUGAUGGACUGGCCACUUUUACAUUAUCAAACUUGAUGCUGUCUUUGCCAUGUUUGUUGUCUUCAGACAAAUGUCAUUUAGUGAUAUUCAAUAUUUGAUGCCAAGAUUUAUUUGAGCGAGAAAGUUAAGAAAAUGUGAGAAAUAAAGACAUGAUUCUCUAGAAAAGAUCUCAAAAGCCUUAACGGAUGUGUUAUUAUUAUUAUGUUUAAGAGAUGUAAAUGAGGUACAUCAGGAUGUUUCCUUAUGUAUUGUGAGAAUGUAACACUGGACACUAAUUGUCCAAUCAUUACUUGUUUCAGUGCUCUUUUUCAGAAAUUCUCAAUUGUACAAUUAGAAUUAUUCAUAGCUAAUUAUGAGUAAAAUUAUUAUACAAAAUUACACAAUCUGGCUAUAUUUAAUUUACAAUGUACACCAGCAGAAUGACAGUUCUUUCUGAGUUCAGUUGAAAUAUAACUUGUGUCCCUGAGUCUGUUCUUUCUAACCAACUUGACACCUUUUGGUGCUGUAAAUGUAAUUUUCAGCGAGAAAAAACCCAGCAAGCAUGAGAAUAAUAUAAUAUAUUGUCUUCGUUGUAAGGAAAAGUUUUACAAAAUUUCAUAGCCAUAAAAAUCCAACUUUGAUACACAUCACUCAAAUCAACUUACCAUAUCCUAAGUCAUCUACUUCUAGUCUUUGGAGAUUUUCAGAGUCUGUCAGAAAUAUGGUUAAAACUUUUGGAAGAAGACUCUAUGUACAUUGUAUUUGUAAUACACAUUGUCACGUACUAUGAAUUUAUAAACAAAUUGUCGUUCAUGUAACAGGACACAUAAGGGAAUCUACUGGUAUCUCAGGUAUACGUCGAAUUUAUCCUUUCAAUUUUUAAGCAGCUUGAUAUUAAAUCUGUCACAAUAUUUACUGUUAAGUAAAUUGCCAUACCUGUAAAAUGCUUGCCGCUAAUAAAAUGUCAUUAGUACACGAG
Pecten maximus is the source of this 5940-nucleotide messenger RNA. RefSeq names its product valine--tRNA ligase-like. The transcript is spliced from 27 exons. Gene Ontology annotation, cellular component: cytosol. Lineage: Eukaryota; Metazoa; Mollusca; Bivalvia; Pectinida; Pectinidae. The coding region runs from base 157 to 3330 and encodes 1057 amino acids. The record is from RefSeq and is a predicted model, not a curated record. Gene Ontology annotation, molecular function: ATP binding; aminoacyl-tRNA deacylase activity; valine-tRNA ligase activity. Gene Ontology annotation, biological process: valyl-tRNA aminoacylation.